AUGGCGAUCCCUGCUGCUCUCGUUGUUCUUCCCGUAGGCAUUCUUUUCAUUUGCUCGGGUCUCCUCGUUAAUCUAACCCAGGCGAUUCUUUUUGUCCUUGUUCGUCCGUUAGCAAAGAAUUGGUACAGAAUAAUUAACAAAUUACUCGUCGAAUCAUUAUGGUUGGAGGUCGUAUGGCUCUUUGAUUGGUGGGCAGGCAUCAAGGUUGAGCUGCACACAGAUUCAGAAACCUACAAUCAACUGAUGGGUAAAGAGAAUGCCCUUCUUAUCUGCAACCACAGGAGUGAUAUUGAUUGGCUUGUUGGAUGGGUCUUAGCUCAGCGAACUGGUUGCCUUGGUAGUACUGUUGCUAUGUUGAAGAGAGAAUUGAAAUACCUUCCAGUCAUAGGUUGGUCAAUGUGGUUUAAUGACUAUGUCUUUCUGGAGAGAAGAUGGGAUAAGGAUGAAGCAACAUUGAAGUCAAGUUUUGAGCAGCUGGAGGAUUUUCCCAUGCCCUUGUGGUUGGCUCUUUUUGUGGAAGGAACUCGCUUUACAGAGUCAAAGCUUCUCUCAGCGCAAGAGUUUGCGGUUUCCAAAGGGUUGCCUAUUCCUAGAAAUGUUUUGGUCCCUCGUACUAAGGGCUUUGUGUCGGCGGUAGCAGGAACGCGUACGUUCAUAGAAGCUAUAUAUGAUUUCACUUUUGCGAUUCCUAAAAGCCAGCCUUCACCCACACUUUCGAGAAUGUUUCAAGGCAUUUCUGGCUCGGUGAAGGUUGAACUCAGACGUCACUCAAUGGAGGAACUGCCAGAAACAGCUGAUGGCAUUGCACAAUGGUGUAAGGACCAAUUUGUGAGCAAGGAUGCCGCACUGGAGAGAUAUCGCACAACCGGCAUAUUCAGCGAACAAGAAAUGCACGACAUCGGGCGGCCUAAGAUAUCUUUAGUGGUUGUGAUAUGUUGGUGCUGCGUUGUGGGGCCGCUAAUGGCCAUGGCGGGCUUCUUCUUGACCUCACGGGAAGGCAUAUUAGUUGCGGCACUGUUGCUGGUUCUCGUCACCAUCGUCAUGGAAAUUCUUAUAUCAUCGUCAUCCCCACCUGACAAUUCCAAGCCACCCCCAGGAGAUCCAAUGAAGGAGACCCUUCUUCCCAGAUGAUAUACAUAGAUCCAUGCACAAUAUAAUGUUGUUGUACUUUUUUGUAAGUAAAUCUUCUGUAUCAUAUAUCCUC
Molecule: messenger RNA, 1204 nt
Organism: Neltuma alba
Lineage: Eukaryota; Viridiplantae; Streptophyta; Magnoliopsida; Fabales; Fabaceae
Product: 1-acyl-sn-glycerol-3-phosphate acyltransferase 3-like
Exons: 11
Coding region: 1-1131 (376 amino acids)
Cellular component (GO): endomembrane system
Molecular function (GO): 1-acylglycerol-3-phosphate O-acyltransferase activity
Source: RefSeq, a predicted model, not a curated record